GUCAUAGAAAUCCCAUUCCCCUCUAUUGAUUUCAUAGUCCUACAAGAGGAGGUUAUUGGAUUUGCCCUCCGCCGAAGUAUUUGAUGAGAGCCUGGUCUGAGACUGAACAUAAAACCCUAAACCCCUAAAAUCUCCCACUCUCAACUCCUCCGAACUUCAACUUCGGGGCGUGCUCACGCCGUAGUCCACCACCUCUCUACGCUGCUGCUCUUACCACUGGACUAAGAAUAAAGGUGCCAGAUGGAUUAUUCAGAGCAUUACAACUAUAAUCCUACCUUGGCUUGGAAUGAUAAAGUUGAAGAGUAUUUCAUCAAUGCAUAUGGAGCUGAUCACUUUUCGAAAAUCUCCAAGGCCCUGACGCACCCAUCAUCCUAUUCCUGUAUUCGUGUGAAUACUCUGAAGUCAACAAGUGAUACUGUAACAGAAAAGCUAUUGACCAUCCUGCAGGAAACAGGGCACGGUAGUGAUGCUAAUGGUGUUAAAACGCUCAAUGGCGACACUGAUAUCACAUCUGAAGUUGAUAUGGGGAAAAAGCAAGGAAGCAUUUCAAGAGAGCCUAAUAAUCAGGUUUCAGGUCAAACCAUGAUGAACUCAAUAUUAGCUGGAGAUGCUCCUAAAUCAAGUUUGCAAAAGUUUCCUAUAAACAAGUGCCAGGUCCCUGGGUUGGACUAUGUUCUAUUUGUAAAUGGAUCAGGACCACAUGACAUUCAGUAUAGUUCUGCUCUUAACAAACCUGUGAAAGAGGUAAUUGUGAGCCGGAAAUGUGCUGAGGCAGUUCUCCGUGGCGCUCAGGUAUUUGUUCCGGGUGUAUUGGCUUGCAGUGCUCAUGUGGAGAAAGGGGACACAGUGGCAGUUUCAGUUGCCGUGGAGCAACCCGUUGAUGGUGGAUGGAGUGUGGGUAUAACCCGUGGUAUCACUCUAGAAGGAACACAGACAGAUCCACAUCAUCUUCAGAGAAGGGGCCUAUAUAUUGGCCAAGGAACGGCAGUGUUAUCAAGAGCUGGGAUUUUCCGUGCUUUACAUGGGGUUGCAGUGGAAAUGACAGACAGAGUAUUUAACUUGCCUUCUUUUCAUGGUGUGCUGGAGGGAGAAAUAUUUCUUCAGAACUUACCUAGCAUUAUCACUGCACAUGCCCUAGAUCCCCAACCAGGUGAUCGUGUACUGGAUAUGUGUGCUGCUCCAGGGGGGAAAUCAACUGCACUAGCCAUUCUUAUGAAGGAUGAAGGAGAAAUUGUUGCUGCUGAUAGAUCUCACAACAAGGUGCUGGAUAUCAAGAAAUUAGCUGCGGAGAUGGGCUUAAAAUGCGUAACUGCACAUAGGCAGGAUGCUCUUAAAGCUGUUUGCCAGAGUAACGAGACAGUCAAUUUGUCUAUGCAACAUCCCGAUGAAACAAAAAGUGUAGCUUCUGAGAUUACAAGUUGUCGUGACUUUCUGGUGGAUGAUAUGGAAUCUGUCAAAACAAAAGCAGUAGACCUUCACUUAGCUUGCAACAAAGACGUUAGCGAGGAAAUGGAAAAUCAAAGAAAUUAUCAAAGCAAAGCUGAUAUCCGGAAAAGUAUGCGGAGAAUGAGGAAUGGACCAGGAAGGAAUCAAACCAUCGGUGGCAUGGUUGAAAAAUCAAAAGGAUUUUCACCGAACAGUUUUGACCGUGUUCUUCUUGAUGCUCCCUGUUCUGCUCUUGGUCUGAGACCUAGACUAUUUGCUGGAGAGGAAACAAUGGAAUCUUUGAAAAAACAUGGAAAAUAUCAAAAAAAGAUGUUCGACCAAGCCAUACAUCUAGUUCGCCCUGGUGGAACUCUUGUAUAUUCUACAUGUACAUUAAACCCUGGUGAGAAUGAGGCAGUAGUUCGCUAUGCUUUGGAUAGGUACAAGUUCCUCUCGUUGGCUCCCCAGCAUCCAAGAAUUGGAGGAUGUGGUCUGAUUGGUGGCUGUGAAUUACUUGACGAAAAUCAUGUGGAGAAAUGGCUAACUCCUGAGGAGGCUGAAUUAGUGCAGAGGUUUGAUCCAUCAUCCAGCCUUGAUACAAUUGGUUUUUUCAUUGCCAAGUUCAGUGUUGGCCAGAAAGAUAUAUGAGUUCGAUGGGAAUAUAUUGUGCAACACUCACGUUGUAAUUGGAGGCUUAUAUUUUGUUCCAAGAUUAAUCUAAUCAGAGUUGUUAGUGUUGCGACUCCAUCCCAAUUAUUAUUAUCCUUUUGACGAGGAUUCUGAAAUAGCUUUUUGUAAUUUUAGAACUAAGAACACUAGUAUAUUUUUUCAUAGGCGAAAGUAAUAUGUUUACUGACAGUACUCUGUAGGUGGAAACAUUUGUAGAGGAAAGCAGGUUUUUGAGUUUAUCAAUACAAAUACAGAACAAGCGGCUAACACAUUUAGGCAAAGUAAAUGA
This is a messenger RNA of Papaver somniferum (opium poppy), 2383 nucleotides long. RefSeq names its product putative methyltransferase NSUN6. The transcript is spliced from 13 exons. Gene Ontology annotation, molecular function: methyltransferase activity; RNA binding. Bases 241 to 2073 code for a protein of 610 amino acids. The record is from RefSeq and is a predicted model, not a curated record. Gene Ontology annotation, biological process: RNA methylation. NCBI's taxonomy places the organism in Eukaryota, Viridiplantae, Streptophyta, Magnoliopsida, Ranunculales, Papaveraceae.